Messenger RNA from Staurois parvus, 474 nucleotides. The record is from the annotation of a GenBank genome assembly. NCBI's taxonomy places the organism in Eukaryota, Metazoa, Chordata, Amphibia, Anura, Ranidae.
ACGGACCCUGCAUUCACUAUAUCUGGUCUCCGCGGACCCUUCAUUCACUAUAUCUGGUCUCCCCGGACCCUGCAUUCACUAUAUCCGGUCUCCCAGGACCCUGCAUUCACUAUAUCCACUCUCCCCGGACCUUGCAUUCAUAAUAUCUGCUCUCCCCGGACCCUGCAUUCACUAUAUCUGUUCUCCCAGGACCCUACAUUCACUAUAUCUGGUCUCCCCGGACCCUGCAUUCACUAUAUCUGGUCUCCCGGACCCUGCAUUCACUAUAUCUGGUCUCCCCGGACCCUGCAUUCACUAUAUCUGAUCCCUCCCAGUAACAAUUGACCCUUCAACAAGAAUAGACCCAUCCCUCAUCAAGAGUCCCCCCCCCCCAGCAACAAUAGAUCCCCCAGCAGCCAGCAUCUACAGUAUAGAUGCUCCUGCAUUCAGUGCUGGAGGUGCCAGAACUGCAUUCCCCCACAAAAACAAACUGAU